Molecule: messenger RNA, 3221 nt
Organism: Hippopotamus amphibius kiboko
Lineage: Eukaryota; Metazoa; Chordata; Mammalia; Artiodactyla; Hippopotamidae
Gene: PGRMC2
Product: progesterone receptor membrane component 2
Exons: 3
Coding region: 150-1142 (330 amino acids)
Cellular component (GO): endomembrane system; membrane
Source: RefSeq, a predicted model, not a curated record
AACCCAGCCUAGGGAAGGCGAAAGACGUCCCCAGGCGCACGCGCACUGCGAGCGGACUGGGCGGAGCGUGCCUCCCAACGGGGUUGCAGAGGAAAGGGGAGCGCGUGGCGCCCCGGAACCCGCGCACGCGCCGUAGUCUCGCCCCGCCCAUGCGCGCGCGCGGCCGGCGCAGCAUCUUUUCUUCAGACCCGCCCCCCUCUUCUACUUCAACUAGAAGAGGCAACGCGCGAGAGCUGGGAAGUGUGGGGCGAGGUGGGCGGGGCGUCGCACACAAGCGCGGCCUGCAAAAGAAGGGAGGGGGAGGGAGAGAUCCAAGACAACGUUACCGCGUCAACACCCAAUCGGGAGCCGGCGUGACCCCGCCCCCUGCCCUCACGCUAUUGGCUGGGAGGCCCCACAGGGGCGGGGCCGGCCGUGGGGUUGGGGAGGGCAGGGGGCGGGGAGGAGGAGGAAGGCGCUGGCGGGCAGUGAUGGCGGCUGGAGAUGGGGACGUGAAUUUAGGCACCCUGGGGAGUGGCAGCGAGAGCAGCAGCGACGGUAGCAGCGAGAGCCCGGGCGGCGCGGGAGCAGCAGCAGAAGGGGGCGGCUGGUCGGCAGCUGCGGUGGCGCUUCUGACGGGGGGCGGGGAGAUGCUGCUGAACGUGGCGCUGGUGGCGCUGGUGCUGCUGGGGGCCUACCGGCUGUGGGUGCGCUGGGGGCGGCGGGGUCUGGGCGCCGGGGCCGGGGCGGGCGAGGAGAGCCCCGCCGCUUCUCUGCCUCGUAUGAAGAAGCGGGACUUCAGCUUGGAGCAGCUGCGCCAGUACGACGGGUCUCGCAACCCGCGCAUCCUGCUUGCGGUCAAUGGGAAAGUCUUCGACGUGACCAAAGGCAGCAAGUUCUACGGCCCGGCGGGUCCAUAUGGAAUAUUUGCUGGUAGGGAUGCCUCCAGAGGACUGGCGACAUUUUGCCUAGACAAAGAUGCCCUCAAAGAUGAAUAUGAUGACCUCUCAGAUUUGAAUGCCGUGCAGAUGGAGAGUGUUCGAGAAUGGGAAAUGCAGUUUAAAGAAAAAUAUGAUUAUGUAGGCAGACUCCUAAAACCAGGGGAAGAACCGUCAGAAUAUACAGAUGAAGAAGAUACCAAGGAUCACAAUAAACAGGAUUGAACUUUGUAAACAACCAAAGUCAGGGGCCUUCAGAACUGCAAUUCUUACUCCCUUUCACAGAAUGUCCAGCGUCUUUGGGUUUGGUUCACCUGCUGCAAAAAACAUUCAACAGACUGUUUGUACAAGCUAAAUGAGUCUCACUAUGAAGAUUCAAAUACUAGACAUUAUUUAUGCUGCCAGACUUAUUUGUUGCAGUUGUCUGUAAUGUCUGGUGGGGCUUCUUCAUCCUGAAAAGGAGGAGACAAGGAUUUUUUAAAGAGCAAGAAAGUCACAAGAUUAUUUUCUCCUUUUUUUCUCCCCGCCCCCCCCCCCCCUUUUUUUUUUAAAUCAAAGACAACCUGAAAUGUAUUUGCUACUUAAGUGUACAAAUCUCCUCAGAAGGACAGCAAGGAAUUCCUGUUUCCCGUGCUGUGGUUUUGUUUCAGCAGUGAAAAGGAGGAGGCCUGGGCAGGAGAGGUGGGGGUGCACACCAGUUUGAGUAGUUAAGGCUACUGAAACAUUAAAACGUGAAUUCCCAAGCUUUUCUUUUUGGGUUUUGUCAGGGAAAAGAAAAAAAACUUUAUUUCUGCGAAAUCUUUGGAACUUAGAAGAAGGGAUUUCUGGUGGAUUUAAGUCAAAGCUAAUUGCCCAACUGUAGCAUCAUUUGAAACUAGUUUUUAUCCCUUUCCUUCCCCUAGAUCAAAUCAAUAUUAAUUGUGCCUUAUUUCACUUACAUGGACUUGAAUUAUUUUUAGGGAAAGCCCCUAUGUGAAUUCAGAAGUCACUACAAGCAGCAUUGAGACUGAAGUUGGAAUAUUCUGUUGACCGCAAAACCUUGAUGUCAUUCUGUGUAUAUAGAAUGUAAAAGGAAUAUUCAGUGUUACUGCCAUAUAUGUUAAUAUACACAAACUUAAUUAGCAUUGUAAUGGCCAAAUGCAUUCCCCCAUGCUUUUCUCUUUUCAGAAAAAGAUUGAAAAAGAAAUCAACAACUCUAUCCCCUAACAGAUGCCCAAUUUUAGGAGUCUUGACUCUCACAUCUCACUGGUGUGGGUGCAUGGAGCCGUAGUAUGGAUGUCGUAUGGGUGUGUCUGAGUGUGUGUGAGAGCGCCUUGGAAGGGACUCUGCAGAUACUGUAAAUACCCAUACCGUUUUAAUAAAGCAUGUACAAUAAACCAAAAUAAGCUUGAGUUGGACUUUAUAUACAAACUGUAAGCCAGUGCAUUAUGAUAUGGUAGUGGAGAUUGUGUACUUGAUUCAAGAUAAGGAAAAAUCUUAGACAUGAAUGGCAGGCACUGGUUAACCAAAUUGUACACAUUGUACCACAUUCACUGUAACUUUAGGAAGAAAUUCCACUUUGUGGAACAUUCUCAAGAGAUCUGAGAUUAUUCAGGUAAGAACUGAUAUAUUAAAAUGUACAUAUUUUUAUUUUCUAUUUUGAUGCCAACUGAUUAUCCUAGAAGUAAUAGCAUUCCAGGUGGUAGUUAUUGAACACAAAACAAUAAAGGAUAUUAUACUGAUAGGUAUUAAAUUCUUCUGUUGUUAGUUUGAAAAAGCUCUUCCUAAAACCCCUAUAAUGUCCAAUAUUUGAUUUCAUCAUGACUAUUUAGGUUCUUAAUUGGAGACAGGUUAUACCAAAAAGACAAUUUUAUUUAGUACGUCACCAGUUAGAGAAAAGAAUUCUCCUCCUGCUUUAUGAGUAUAAUAUAUGCAGAAGCCAUCAAAGAAAGGGGAACUUUUAACUGCAAUAAUAAGCUAAAGUAUGUAAAAUACUACAUUCUAUUGUAUUCAGUCUUGGAAUGUUUUGUAGAAAAUGAUGAACUUCAGCCAAAUCUUUGCUGAAGACUGGUUGCAGCAACUGAAAAGUGUUGAUAAAUGCUGUGUGUGUUUUUAUGUAAGAUAUUUUCUAAAGAGAUUUGUUAAAGUACAUGUCCUCUGCAGUAAACUGAUAUAUAUGAAUCAUUUGAGCCUAAAGUUAAGUAGUAAAUCUACACUUGUGAAUAGAGAAACCCUAAAUAUUCAUGCAGUAAAAAUUAUGCAGUCUGUUAAGAAAAAUGAGUAAUUUUGUGCUUUGAACUUGAAAUAAACAGUGUUCUAUGGACA